AUGAGGAAUUGGUUUGCGAUUUUAAGGGAAUCUCUGCUACUAGAGCUGCUUUUGUUUCUUUGCCACGUUUCAAAUUUGGACUGUGAAAAGAUUCUGGGGCAGGAAAAUGAGGAGUUUGAUUUCGAUGGAUUACCGGGGGCUCAACAUGAGUUCAAAGUUCACAUCCCAGGAUCUACUGAGGAUUGCUUCUUUCAGCCAGCUGUCAAAGGAGCCAGGUUCCAUGUUAAUUUUGAAGUUUUAAAAGGAGAGCAGUUCAUCGACUUCUACAUCAGGGACCCUCAAUGGCAGGUCCUGGAAUAUCAAAACUAUAAAUCCAGCGGACAGUACAGCGUGGAGAGUCCUGAAGAUGCGACAUACGCCGUCUGUCUGCACAAUGCCUUCAGCCGGCUCGGGAGCACUCUGGUUUAUGUCUACAUUGUCACCUUCGUCAUGCAUGAGUGGGUCCAAUUUCAGCAGGAACUCACAGACGUUAACAUUUUGGCUGCUAACUUUUCACAAACCCUGACUGGUGUACAGGAGAUGGUUUCUGAAAUGAGAAGCUCACAAGCAAAAGCAAGAUUCCAUGUUAUAAAAGAUUGGUAUCUAGUCGAAGGAAACAACACUUACGUCCAGAACUGGUCCUUGGUUCAGUGUAUCCUAAUUGCUGCCGCAGCCAUCAUUCAGGUUUACUCCGUGCGCAGAUUGUUUCGAUCGUCAAAUGUGACUCCAACCACAGCAAAGCCAAGAGCAUGA
Candidula unifasciata is the source of this 732-nucleotide messenger RNA. Lineage: Eukaryota; Metazoa; Mollusca; Gastropoda; Stylommatophora; Geomitridae. The record is from the annotation of a GenBank genome assembly.